Messenger RNA from Xyrauchen texanus (razorback sucker), 5079 nucleotides. RefSeq names its product zinc finger protein 142 (gene znf142). The record is from RefSeq and is a predicted model, not a curated record. Gene Ontology annotation, cellular component: nucleus. Gene Ontology annotation, biological process: regulation of transcription by RNA polymerase II. Bases 253 to 5064 code for a protein of 1603 amino acids. The transcript is spliced from 8 exons. NCBI's taxonomy places the organism in Eukaryota, Metazoa, Chordata, Actinopteri, Cypriniformes, Catostomidae. Gene Ontology annotation, molecular function: RNA polymerase II transcription regulatory region sequence-specific DNA binding; DNA-binding transcription factor activity, RNA polymerase II-specific.
AUUUUGGGCAUUUUAAACUUUAGAAUUCUCCACUAUGUAUGCAAAAUGUGUCUCUCAAAAGUAUGUUUUGUCUCUGAGUAACAAAUCGUCCAGAAAUGGCGCCGCUUUCAUUGUUUACGUCCAGACAAGUACAGAACAGUCAUGGUUCCCUGGGAAACAGAUGGUCCUGAUUUUGUAAGCACUGAUCUAUGGUUGUAAUAGAUUUUUUUUCCAUCACUCACUGAUGCUUUGGAGCUUUAUGCACAUUGUAACAUGGAACAGCAAGAGCCUGGCUGUGAUGCAGUACAACUCUGUAAUCAUGUGGAAAAUGAAAAUCAUGCAACAGAUGUCACAUCUGAAGCUUUGUCUCAGUGGAAGGGGUCGGAUGUACAAGUGUUGCCUAAAAGCAAGAAAAAAGCUGCCGAAAGAUUGAAAGCAUCAACAAAAAAGGGAAAAAAAGCAACCACCAUUAGCCGGGGAAAGUCUACAGCUAAAGUGGACCAUGUUGCAGCAGGCACCGAACACAUGUUCCACACACAUAUCUGCUCAGAAUGCAGACGCUGCUUUAAAACUCGCUCCCAUCUGGUGGAGCACAUGCGCCUUCAUUACCCUGACCCCAGUUUGCAGUGCCCCAUCUGCAAACACUACUUUACAAGCAAGAGUAAACUACGUGUCCAUAAACUGAGAGAGACUGGACAGAAACUCCAUCAGUGUCAUCUGUGUGAGUAUGGAGCUGUGGAACGCAACUCUCUGCGACGACACCUCACCAGUGUGCACGGACAUCAAGAGGAGGAUGCCCAAAAUACAGAGCUGUUUACAUGCCCAACAUGCCAAAAGAUGUUCAGUCAGAGUCAGGCAUUAAAGAUCCAUAUGAAGUCCCACAAUAGGACACAAGAUGGGCAGUCAUUGCUCUGCUUUCAUAAGGGGUGCUUAUUUCAGUAUACAGAAAAGAAGAAGCUUCAAAAGCAUGUGUUAGACGAGCAUCGAAUUGAGGCCAUUGAGUGCCGUCAUCAUGCCUGCAGCAUCUUCUUUGGGAGUCGAGAAGAAAUGGAAAAACAUUUCGGCACGCAUCAGGCUUAUCACUGCCCACAGUGUGACUUCUCCUGUUCAAAUAAAAGCCGUUUCCAGCAGCACAAAAGACAGGGGCAUCCAGGCAAACAGGAGCUGAAAUGCAGUUUCUGUCCUUUCUCCACCCUCAACCCUGUAGAUUUUGAUCAGCAUGUUGGUCACUUUCAUGCCAAUGAGAAAACACACCACUGUCCACAGUGCAGCUUUGCGACAGCUCACAAAAGAGUCUUAAAAAGACACAUGCUAAUGCAUACAGGUGAAAAGCCCCACAAGUGUACUAUUUGUGACUUCAGAUGUCGGGAUGAGACGUACCUCUCAAAGCACAUGUUGACACACUCCAAUGACAAGCAGCACAUGUGCUCAGAAUGUGGAUAUGUUACUAAAUGGAAACACUAUCUCACUGUGCACAUGCGUAAGCAUGCAGGAGAUCUGAGGUACAAAUGUAAUCAGUGUUCAUAUCGUUGCCACCGCAUCGACCAGCUGAACAGCCAUAAACUCCGUCACCAAGAAAAGUCUCUGAUCUGCGAGGUGUGUGCAUAUUCCUGCAAGAGAAAGACUGAACUGUACAGACACAUGCAGAUCAAGCACUCCACAAACACAGAUCUCCAACCUCCUAUUUACCAGUGCAAGUUUUGCCCCUACACAUCAAAGUACCGGCAAGCCCUGCAUAGUCACGAGAACUGCAGGCACACACGCACACGUGUGUUCUGCUGCGCGCUCUGUCGCUACACCACUUUUAGCAACACAGGCCUCUUCCUGCACAAAAAGAAAACCCACGGAUAUGUGCCCGGAGAUGUGGGGUGGCUUGAGAAGUAUGCAGAGAAAGAGAAAGAGCAGAACUCCGCGGAUUUUACUCAGAGCUUUUUCUUCAAAACUGCGGAAACUCAGAUUGCAAAUUCUGCUAACGGGGAACAUACUAAGUAUGCAAAACAAGUUAAUGAGACUAUAGAUGACUCACAAAAUAUCUCCAUAAAUGACAAUGAGAAUGAAGCAAUAGUAGCCACAACAGGAGGAAUUAGAGAACUGACUUUAGUACGGCAGGUCAGUCCUAAUAUUGUGUCUGCAAGAGAAGAGGCAUGUAAACUUUCCAAAGGACAUCCAACUCCCACUGAUGAAGAACAGUGUGAUAUCUCACUUUUCAAUUCACAAACAAGCACGGGUAACACACAGACAAAGCCUUUGCCUGCUGAGACUGUAAACAUCGGGAAUGCAGGUUUUAAUGCACCCGUUGGAGGCGACAUUGGGUAUCAUUCAUUACAUUCAGUCCACCAAAGCACCCCAGAGCCAGGAGAUGAGGACGAUGAUAACGAGACAGCUUACUGUGAGGAUCAAAGUGACACUGACAACCUACCACCAGCCACAGGAAGUGAAAGAAACAGGGAGGGACUCCAAAAUUCUGAAGUUCACCAAGAGAGCUUGAUCUCAAACUCAUAUCUAGAACCCUCAGCUUCAGAGACUCGUCUGCAGGUCAUGAGGAGACAGGAUAAAGACCAGGCUAAAGCCCUCAUACUAGAGGGCAGGGUGCAGAUGCUUGUUGUCCAGACACGGGACAGCAUGUACCAGUGUAACCGCUGCUCCUAUAUGACCAGAAAGCAGGCAGCCUUAAUCCGGCACUGCAGGUCAUCCUGCCAGGUGAUGAAAGCGGAACUACGCUGCCAGGAAUGUGGCAUGCAGUUUAAACAGCAACGUUCUUUAAACACCCAUUGUCUCAAGAAGUGCCGAUUGCAGCUUAGGAGUAGAAAGAAAUGUAACAUUGUAAGCACUGUAGGUCAAUCAGGGAGCAAUGCAUCUAUACAGGUAAAAAGCAAAUUAAAAGGAGACACCAGUACUGCUCUGAAUCAGAGUAAAUCAGGAUCCAUCACUUUGCAACCUGAAACUAUUGAAGUUACUGAUGAUACACAUUCAAGCGAGCAAGAUUCGGCUAAACCUGAAAGCCCUGCAAUAGUAAGUGUGGCUGAUUCACUGAAAACCACAUCACAAGGAAGGCAGACAAUUGUCAUGAGUAGAGAAAAUGAGAAUUUCAAUGCUAUGCCAGCUCUGGCUGAGGUCGUGGACUCCGUAAAUAAUGAGACCUCUGGCUAUAUUGAAGAUGAUGGUAGAUAUACUUGCAAACUAUGUUCUUUUUCAUCUGUCAGGAAAGUCACAAUAGAUCGUCAUUGCGCGACAUGCAGAAGAAGCACACAUAAAAAAAUAGAUCUGGCCGAAAACAGGGAGGAGUUUGAAGAAGAGUGUAGCCUUAGUGACUAUAAUCAGGAGGAAGAUGGGGCAAAUUACUCUGAAAGAGAUUCAAAGGAUAAAGAAAGACCACAAGUCUCAAAUCCCAGAUUCUCCUGUCCCAACUGUCCUUUUCAGUGCCAUCAGAAGAGAGCUUUAACAAGCCAUGAGAUAAAGGGCUGUUUGAAACCAGGUGAAGGACAGUGUCCACACUGCUCAUUUGUGGCUAAAUCUGAAAAAUCUCUAAACCAUCACACCCUGGCUCACCGGAAAGAUAAAAAGGUUACUAAAGGAAAAAUGUCAGCUAAACUUCAGUGCAAUCUUUGCUCCUUUACCUGCAAACAAGAGCGUUGUCUAACACAGCAUGUCGCUGUGAAGCACGAGGGAGUUCGACCUCACCAAUGUCGCUUCUGUGCAUUUAGUACAAUACGCCGCUACCGACUGGAGGCCCAUGAGUCCUUGCACACAGGUGUUGGGAGGCAUAGCUGUGAGAUUUGUGGCCAAACAUUUGGCACCACAUCCAGACUACGCUUGCAUCAUCAACGUAUCCACAACAAACAGGCAACACACUUUUGUUCUCUUUGUGACUACAGGGCGUAUAAUCUCAACGACAUCAGUCGCCACAACUUGAGCUGCCACACCGGUGAGCUAAACCACCAUUGCUGCAAAUGCAGUGCACGUUUCAGCUCUGAUAUUGCCCUCAAUCAACACUGCAACCGAGCACAUCCAGAGGCCAACAGCCUGUCCUGCGCUCAUUGCAGCUUCACUUGCAACCGCCAAGCUGCUCUCAAAGCUCAUUUGCGUCGUGACCACUCUGAAAUCGAGAAUGUUGCUACUAAAGUGCACUCUGAGACUCAAGAUGGUCCAGAAAAACAAAGAAAGAUCUCUGUCACCCACCAGUGCUUGGUUUGCUUCUUCAGCACCCAUAAAAAGCUUCUUCUCAUCCAGCACAUGUUAGAUGAGCAUGAAGAUGGGCCAGCGUCUGAGAAAACUCUAAAGUGUGAUGUCUGUGGUUUCUCCUGCACCCAUCAAGUGGUGUUUGACCAGCAUGUACGAUCGCAUGGAGGAACCUGCCUCUUUAAGUGCACUGAAUGUGAAUUCUCCACCAGGAAUAAGCAGAAGAUCACCUGGCACAUUCGAAUACAUUCAGGAGAGAAACCUUACCACUGUGAGAAGUGCAGCUACGCCUGUGCUGAUCCCUCACGACUGAAGUAUCAUAUGAGGAUUCACAUGGAUGAGCGCAAAUAUCUCUGCCCAGAAUGUGGCUACAAAUGCAAAUGGGUCAACCAGCUGAAGUAUCACAUGACAAAACAUACAGGGGCCAAACCGUAUUCAUGCGAGGACUGUGAGUACCGCACCAACCGUGCCGAUGCCUUGCGCAUCCACCGGGAGACACGCCACAGAGACGUGCGUUCCUUCAUAUGCGAGAAGUGUGGCAAGGCUUUCAAGACAAGCUUUCUGCUCAAGACUCACCAGAGAAAGCAUAGCGAGGAGAGACCUUACGUGUGCUCCGUGUGCCAGAAGGCAUUCCGCUGGCCUGCAGGUCUCCGCCAUCAUUACCUGUCCCACACCAAUCAGCUGCCAUUUCACUGCCUCCACUGUCCCUACAGGGCCAAACAGAAAUUUCAGGUUGUGAAACACCUUAAGAGGCACCACCCAGACUUGCCCGCGCAACAAGGUGUGGGUAAGGAUCAAGGGACCUCUAGCUUAGUUAUACAGAAGGCCUGGACUGGAGAAGAAGAUGAAAGACAAGAGGAUAGACAAACUGCUUCAGAACCAGUGCAAAAAGCAACAGAUAUUUAGCCAUGUACUGUGUCU